Messenger RNA from Penicillium bovifimosum, 1446 nucleotides. RefSeq lists its product as uncharacterized. Gene Ontology annotation, cellular component: vacuolar membrane. Gene Ontology annotation, molecular function: amino acid transmembrane transporter activity. Lineage: Eukaryota; Fungi; Ascomycota; Eurotiomycetes; Eurotiales; Aspergillaceae. The record is from RefSeq and is a predicted model, not a curated record. Gene Ontology annotation, biological process: amino acid transmembrane transport. The transcript is spliced from 6 exons. Bases 1 to 1446 code for a protein of 481 amino acids.
AUGACGCCAGAUCGGGUUGAUGUUGAUUCUCCAUCAGGCUCUGAAAAGCUCCAGCUGGGUCUGCAAGGUUCAGAUCGCACAAAGUCGGAGUCAGUGAAGGAACAAGAUCCCUUUGGAGAUGAGAGCCAGGCUGGUGUGAAGUACAAGACCAUGGCAUGGUGGUGCGUAUUGCUCUUUUCCAACCCAUUUGAAAGUAGAGAGAAGCUCAUUCAUUUUGACAGGCAAGCCGGCCUGAUCAUGAUCGCAGAGACGAUCUCGCUGGGGAUUCUCGCACUGCCCAAAGCGCUUGCGACCUUAGGCCUCGUUCCUGGAAUCUUGACCAUCCUCGGUGUCGGGAUCAUCUCGACGUAUACAGGAUAUACCAUCGGCCGGUUCAAAUGUCGACAUGUGCAAGUUCAUAGCAUGGCCGAUGCUGGUGAUCUGCUGUUUGGAAAGAUUGGACGGCACACACUGGACGUGGCCCAGCUUAUCUUUUUUUUGUUGGUGAUGGGUAGCCAUGUCCUCACUUUCUCGAUCAUGAUGAACGUCCUCACAGACCAUUCCUCCUGCACCAUUAUAUUCUCGGUUGUCGGGUUACUCGCCUCAUUCAUGUUGACUCUCCCACGGCGGCUCGAAAAGCUGUCUCACAUCUCCUGGGUCAGCUUCGUCAGUAUUGUUGGAGCGGUGCUGACUAGUAUGAUUGGAGUGGCUCUGGUGAAGCAAAACCCAGUCCCCGUCUCGGCAUUUUCGUCGCCGCCCGAAGUCCAUGAUGCGUGCCUUGCUGUUGCAAAUAUCAUCUUCGCGUACGCUGGCCAUGUUGCAUUCUUUACUCUCUUCUCCGAGCUCCGGGAUCUGAAGGAUUUCCCCAAGGCUCUGGCGCUUCUGCAGGUGAGCGAAAUGGUUUUAUAUACGGUGGCAGCUAUCGUCAUUUAUGCAUAUAUCGGACCAACUGUCGACUCGCCUGCUCUCAAUUCUACGGGGCAAUUGUUCCGCAAAAUCUCCUAUGCGAUUGCGAUGCCCACGAUUGUGAUUGGAGGUGUGGUGAAUGCCCAUGUCGCUGUUAAAUUCAUAUACGUUCGCAUCCUUCGCGGCACUAACUCGAUGCAUAGCCAGUCAUUUGUGGCGCGGUUGAUAUGGGCUAUGGUAUGUGGAGCGCUUUGGAUCUUGUCGUGGAUCAUCGCCGAGGGGAUUCCAGUCUUCAACGAUGUGCUAGGACUCGCGAGCUCCCUAUUUGCUAGUUGGUUUUCUGUCGGUCUGCCUGGGCUCUUUUGGCUAUAUUUGAAUCGGAGUUGUUGGUUCCUGACCUGGCGGCAAAAGACUCUUUUUUGCAUCAAUGUCUUGCUGGUUUUUGUCGGAUUCCUCAUUUGCAUUGUCGGAUUGUAUUCGUCGAUUCGCUCGAUUUACCGUAACCUUCGUGAGGGUGUGGGAGGAGGCAGCUUCUCAUGUGCCGAUAACUCGGUAUCCUAA